This is a messenger RNA of Gorilla gorilla gorilla (western lowland gorilla), 1403 nucleotides long. RefSeq names its product neutrophil cytosolic factor 4 (gene NCF4). Lineage: Eukaryota; Metazoa; Chordata; Mammalia; Primates; Hominidae. The record is from RefSeq and is a predicted model, not a curated record. Gene Ontology annotation, biological process: superoxide anion generation; phagocytosis; respiratory burst. Gene Ontology annotation, cellular component: cytoplasm; NADPH oxidase complex. Gene Ontology annotation, molecular function: phosphatidylinositol binding; protein binding; superoxide-generating NADPH oxidase activator activity. The coding region runs from base 192 to 1211 and encodes 339 amino acids. The transcript is spliced from 10 exons.
AGAGCCUGGAGGAGGAGCCUCUGCCAGAGUGGAGAGAAGCAGGCCUGAGCCUCCCCACAGGCAGCUCCUGGGGACUCCCAGGACCACAGGCUGAGACAAGACGCAGGGUGGCUGGAGGAAGUGAGAGGUGAACUCAGCCUGGGACUGGCUGGGCAAGACUCUCCACCUGCUCCCUGGGACCAUCGCCCACCAUGGCUGUGGCCCAGCAGCUGCGGGCCGAGAGUGACUUUGAACAGCUUCCGGAUGAUGUUGCCAUCUCGGCCAACAUUGCUGACAUCGAGGAGAAGAGAGGCUUCACCAGUCACUUUGUUUUCGUCAUCGAGGUGAAGACAAAAGGAGGAUCCAAGUACCUCAUCUACCGCCGCUACCGCCAGUUCCAUGCUUUGCAGAGCAAGCUGGAGGAGCGCUUCGGGCCAGACAGCAAGAGCAGUGCCCUGGCCUGUACCCUGCCCACACUCCCAGCCAAAGUCUACGUGGGUGUGAAACAGGAGAUCGCCGAGAUGCGGAUACCUGCCCUCAACGCCUAUAUGAAGAGCCUGCUCAGCCUGCCGGUCUGGGUGUUGAUGGAUGAGGACGUCCGGAUCUUCUUUUACCAGUCGCCCUAUGACUCAGAGCAGGUGCCCCAGGCACUCCGCCGGCUCCGCCCACGCACCCGGAAAGUCAAGAGCGUGUCCCCACAAGGCAACAGCGUUGACCGCAUGGCAGCUCCGAGAGCAGAGGCUCUAUUUGACUUCACUGGAAACAGCAAACUGGAGCUGAAUUUCAAAGCUGGAGAUGUGAUCUUCCUCCUCAGUCGGAUCAACAAAGACUGGCUGGAGGGCACUGUCCGGGGAGCCACGGGCAUCUUCCCUCUCUCCUUCGUGAAGAUCCUCAAAGACUUCCCUGAGGAGGACGACCCCACCAACUGGCUGCGUUGCUACUACUACGAAGACACCAUCAGCACUAUCAAGGACAUCGCGGUGGAGGAAGAUCUUAGCAGCACUCCCCUAUUGAAAGACCUGCUGGAGCUCACAAGGCGGGAGUUCCAGAGGGAGGACAUAGCUCUGAAUUACCGGGACGCUGAGGGGGAUCUGGUUCGGCUGCUGUCGGAUGAGGACGUAGCGCUCAUGGUGCGGCAGGCUCGUGGCCUCCCCUCCCAGAAGCGCCUCUUCCCCUGGAAGCUGCACAUCACGCAGAAGGACAACUACAGGGUCUACAACACGAUGCCAUGAGCUGACGGUGUCCCUGGAGCAGUGAGGGGACACCAGCAAGAACCUUCAGCUCUCAGAGGAGAUUGGGACCAGGAAAACCUGGGAGGAUGGGCAGACUUCCUGUCUUUGAGGCUAAUGGACCCAUGGGGCUUGUAAUCUGUCUCUUUCUACUAUUUACAUCUGAUUUAAAUAAACCAUUCCAUCUGAAAGGGG